GGAGUCAUUCCGCCUAGGUCGCCAACGCGAUCGGCGGCGUGGGGGGGAGAGUGAGCCACGUGAAGAUGGGUCGCCCCAGGCCUCGAUGAGCGGCUGCCGUCCCUCGGCCCCUCCCUCUGGGUGGGUAUAAUAAAUAAGCCAGACAGGAGGAGAGGCACAAAGCAGCUUCCCCGGGAAAAUGCCCCCCGGGCGCGAGAAAUGGAGCCGCUCGAGCGCCGCGAAGAGGGCGGCGUGCUUGCUGGCUGCGGUGUACGGGCUGAAGAUCCUCUGCCCGCUCGUCCGCAGGCGGCUCCGGCAGGCUGGCUGCAAAAAGGACCCGCAGCAGAGGCAGAUCGCCAGCAGCAGCAGCAGCCGGGCUGACGGCGGGGAUCUUCCGAAGGAGGUGGCGGAGCUGCAGCUGCUGCCUUGCCCGGGUCUCCCCGCCGGCAGAGCGUCUCCGGCGGCCAAUGCGGAAUUUUUCCGGCAGCUUCUUGCGCUGCGCAAGAUCCUCUUCCCCAAGGCGGUGAGCGCGGAGAGCGGCUGGCUGUGCCUGCACUCGGCGGCGCUGGUGUCGCGGACCUUCCUCUCCAUCUACGUGGCCGGCCUGGACGGCAAGAUCGUCAAGAGCAUCGUGGAGAAGCGGCCGCGCAGCUUCGCCUGGAAGCUGAUCAAGUGGCUCGCCAUCGCCAUCCCGGCCACGUUCGUCAACAGCGCCAUCCGCUACCUGGAGGGCAAGCUGGCGCUGGCUUUCCGCACCCGCCUGGUGGAUCACGCCUACGAGACCUACUUCGCCGACCAGACCUACUACAAGGUGAUCAACAUGGACAGCCGGCUGGCUAACCCGGACCAGUCGCUCACCGAGGACAUAGCGAUGUUCUCGCAGUCGGUGGCGCACCUCUACUCCAACCUGACCAAGCCCAUCCUGGACGUGGUGCUCACCUCGUACACCCUCAUCCAGACGGCCAGGUCCAGGGGGGCCAGCCCCAUCGGGCCCACGCUUCUGGCCGGGCUGGUGGUGUACGCCACCGCCAAGGUGCUCAAAGCCUGCUCGCCCAGAUUUGGCAAGCUGGUAGCCGAGGAGGCCCAUCGCAAGGGCUACCUGCGCUACGUCCACUCUCGGAUCAUCGCCAACGUAGAGGAGAUUGCCUUCUACAGGGGCCAUAAGGUAGAAAUGAACCAGCUACAGAAAAGUUACAAAGCUCUAGCAGACCAAAUGAACCUCAUUUUGUCCAAACGCUUGUGGUACAUCAUGCUGGAGCAGUUUCUGAUGAAGUACGUCUGGAGCAGCAGCGGUUUGAUUAUGGUGGCUGUACCUAUCAUCACUGCAACGGGAUUUGCAGAUGGCGAACUAGAAGACGGUCAAAAACAAGGGAUGGUCAGCGAGAGGACGGAAACCUUCACCACUUCAAGAAAUUUAUUGGCCUCUGGAGCAGAUGCCAUUGAAAGGAUUAUGUCUUCUUACAAAGAGGUCACAGAGUUAGCAGGCUACACAGCUCGUGUGUACAACAUGUUUUCAGUCUUCGAUGAAGUGAAGAGGGGCAUUUACAAAAGGACAGUUGUUUCUCAAGAAUGUGAAAGCAACAAUAAGAAAACAGAUAAAACAGAGCAACAUAUCGACGGCCCAUUGGAAAUCAAGGGAAGAGUAAUAGAUGUUGAUCAUGGAAUUAUCUGUGAAAAUGUUCCUAUUAUUACCCCAAAUGGAGAUGUGGUGGCUUCAAGGCUAAACUUCAAAGUGGAAGAAGGUAUGCAUCUUCUAAUCACUGGACCUAAUGGUUGUGGGAAGAGUUCUCUCUUCAGGAUUCUAAGUGGUUUGUGGCCUGUCUAUGAAGGAGUUCUUUACAAGCCACCUCCUCAGCAUAUGUUCUAUAUUCCUCAGAGACCUUACAUGUCCAUUGGAACUCUGCGGGAUCAAGUGAUCUAUCCGGACUCUGUGGACGACAUGCGCGAGAAGGGCUACCAAGACCAGGAUCUGGAGUGCAUCCUGCAGAUAGUUCACUUGAAUCACAUAGUGCAAAGAGAAGGAGGGUGGGAUGCUGUUACAGACUGGAAGGAUGUCCUGUCCGGAGGAGAAAAGCAGAGAAUGGGCAUGGCUCGGAUGUUUUACCACAAGCCCAAAUAUGCAUUGCUGGAUGAGUGUACAAGCGCUGUCAGCAUUGAUGUCGAAGGAAAAAUAUUCCAGGCUGCUAAGGGGGCUGGCAUAUCCCUGCUUUCAAUAACACACAGACCAUCUCUUUGGAAGUACCAUACACACUUGCUACAGUUUGAUGGGGAAGGACACUGGCGCUUUGAACAGUUGGACAAUGCUAUCCGCUUAACCCUCAGUGAGGAGAAACAAAGACUAGAAUCCCAGCUUGCAGGAAUGCCAAAAAUGCAGCAGAGACUGAACGAACUUUGCAAAAUCUUAGGGGAAGAUUCCGUGCUUAAAACAAUGGACAAAGAAGAAUAAAUGUUUUUAGUUAAUUUCCCCACCCCAAUUUUUUAAAAAGUUAACAAUGCACUUUGAUUUCUGAGGCACAAUGGUUUGCAUGCACCUGAUUAGUGUAGACUGUAAGGAAUUGGCCACAAACUCAAUGCUUCAGAUAACUGUCAACUUUAUAAUGUUAAGGUAGAAAGUGGUUCAAACUAAGGCUGUCCUGAAUUUUAGUGAGUUCUGGUUUUCAGUGUGGAAAAAAAAAAGGUUAUGGGAAGGUGUAUGAAAAGGCUCUUGCAAAAUCUUCUACCUUCCUAAUACAGUGGUACCUCGGGUUAAGAACUUAAUUCGUUCUGGAGGUCCGUUCUUAACCUGAAACUUUUCUUAACCUGAGGUACCACUUUAGCUAAUGGGGCCUCCCGUCGCCACCACACAAUUUCUGUUCUCAUCCUGAAGCAAAGUUCUUAACCCGAGGUAGUAUUUCUGGGUUAGUGGAGUCUGUAACCUAAAGCGCCUGUAACCCGAGGUACCACUGUAUGCUGCUGGUUUGAUGCAAUUUUUAGGGCUUUGUUUCCCCCCCCAACUGGUUUCAGGCACAGCACGACAGAGCAAAUCAGAUUUGAAGAUGUGACAACAUGCUCUGAGUGCUGGGGGGCAAAAGAGGCAACCAGAGAAGGGUUAUGACACAGUGGGAGAGCACAUGGGUUGCAUGUAAACGUCCUAUGUUCAAUCCCCAGCAUCUCCUGGUAGAGACCUAGCCCUGAAGACCCACAUCCAGUCAUUGUAGGCAAUAUUGAGCUACAUGGACCAAUAGUCUGACUCAAUGUAGGGCAGCUUCUUGUAUUCCCUAGAUUUCUUGCUGUAUGACAAGUUGUUUGCUGCCAACUAGUCCAUGUUGUGCGUUCUGAUGUUUGACAGUUAGGGACAGAAUGAGAAUGUAAGAAUGCUGAAAAUUUACAUCCAGAGGCAGAUCUAACGGAUGAAAGUCUACAUUUGGGUAUGCAUUAGUUGCGCAUAUAAAUUUCAGAUGCCAUGCAUCAAUUUUGCAAUGUAUGUGCAUGUGUAUCCAAGUGGUUGCCCACAUUAUGUCCUAACUAUGUAUUCAGCUAUCUGUAUUUAUUCAGGACUGGCUCCUGGGUUGAGUAGGCUUUGGGCAAAGUGCUGUUGGGCAAGCACUCCUUUGCCAUGGUGCCUCCCUAACAUUUCUGGGGGUCAGGAGGGACAUACAAGGGUGGCUGGAGGCAGCAAAGAGCCCAAAUGCCCCAGAAAACCUCUGUUUCCAGGACACUGUUGGAAACAGGGGUGGCAUCCACCACCUGCGUUGUUCUUAGAUUAUUAUUUUAGAGCCCAGACCAGUAGUCAACCAUGAUACGGGGCCUAGUAGAUUCUCUAAGGAGCCCCCAGCUGAAUCUGAGCCCACAGAUCUAGAUCAGGGAACGAUCUAGGAUCUUUUUCCCAGCCGGCACUCACCUGAACUCAUUUCCGGCACCUCUCAGGUGAGCGCCAUUGCCAUUAUAUAAGAGAACAAGGGAGGUGUUCAUGGUGAGUUCCGGCACCUCUUUUUCUAGAAAAAUAGCAUCGGUAAGACCCUAGCACCCACCCCCAUGGGGGCACUGACAUUUCUUUGCAAAACGGUGCAGAAAAUUCACUGGAAAAGUAGGGCUUGUGUCAUGGUGGUGUGUGGUGUGAUAGAACUGUUUGCAAAACACGCUCCUCCUUUUCAGCUCGGCACUAGUUUGAAACCCAGAAAAUUAUCAAGAAAUGCACUGUAUAUAUCAAUCAUUAUACUCACGGUCGGUGCUCCUGGGAAGCUCCUUGUGUGGUUGGAUUACCGUGACAGAUUCUUGCUUCAAAGCCAGGAGGUAGAAUAUGAUCUCCCACCAUCCUGCCAUGCGCAUAUGAUAUGCCUGGUGUAUUCUGCAGGCAUGGAGUGACAGAAGGGCAGGGCUUGGUGAGUAUGCAGGUGCAUGGGGGGGAGGGGGAGGCAGAAUAUCACAUAUAUGGAGGGGGGUGUCAUUUUUUAUUUUAAAAAACCUGUAAAAAUGAUAUUUGCAAAUAAUAACACAUGCAUGUCAGCAGCUGUGCUUUCCUAGGAAGCAACAAAAUGACAGGCAGCUUAGAAGAUAAGGGGAUGGCCCUGGCCUUUCCAUUCUGUGCACGAAAUGGCAAGUAUGUCGCAAAGAAGAAAUUUGGAGGCUGUUUUCUACUCUUACACUGGGAGGCAUGCACCUGCGCUCUGUAACAGCAAUGGGCACUCGUAUCUACCUCUCACUUUUCCUCAAAGGAAUUCAAGGUGAUAUACUACGAGUUCAUUCCAUUUAUUUUCACAAAACUAUACGCUGCUUCCCUUGUUGCUCCUAUUUUAGUUAUCACUGUUGUAGCAAUAGAGGGAGACCAUUGUAAACUGCUUCAAGAUGACAGGUGGUUCCUAUAAUGGGCCGUUUGGGGUGUACCAGCCACAUGCACGGAAAGUUAGCAUAUACACCAAUGCAAGGUUCACUGGCUGCUAUUUUGGCAAGGUUAUGGUGAUUUCUGAUUCCUUUUUGUAUUUUGGAAAGAAUGGUCUAUCCUUGGAAAAUGGAAGGUUACUUUCGAUUGGGUUCUGCUGCUUUCCAGGCCGCCAAAUUCCAUAUUCCAGGCACCUGACUUGAAUGCCCAUUGCUUGUUGGUUCUUCCACCGACAAGGUAUAAGAAUUUGCCUUCUAUCAGGUUAGACUCUGUGUCCAUUUAGCCCAGGGGUCAGCAACCUUUUUCAGCUGUGAGCCAGUCCACCGUCCCUCAGACCAUGUGGUGGGGCUGGACUGUCUUUUGGGGGGGAAAUGAACGAAUUCCUAUGCCCCACAAAUAACCCAGAGAUGCAUUUUAAAUAAAAGGACACGUUCUACUCAUGUAAAAACACGCUGAUUCCCAGACCGUCUGCGGGCCGGAUUGAGAAGGCAAUUGGGCUGUAUCCGGCCCCUGGGCCUUAGGUUGCCUAUUCCUGAUUUAGCCCCAUAUUAUCUACACCAGGCAUCCCCAAACUUCGGCCCUCCAGAUGUUUUGGACUACAAUUCCCAUCUUCCCCGACCAAUGGUCCUGUUAGCGAGGGAUCAUGGGAGUUUUAGGCCAAAACAUCUGGAGGGCCGCAGUUUGGGGAUGCCUGGUCUACACUGACUCGCAGCAGCUGUCUACUAGAGUCUCAGGCAAACGUAUUUGACAUUAUUUGCUACCUCAUGCUUUUGGUUGGAGGUGCCAGGGAUUGAAUUUGGGACCUUUUGCAUGCCAAGCAUGUGUCCUGCCACUGGCCCUUACUCCCUCCUGCAUGUUAAAAUUAUUAUUGUGCAUCUUAGUGCAGAAGCAGAUGAUCUGAUUCUAACCCUGCUGUAUUGGAGUAGGCAGAGUGCUUAACAAUUUCCAAUUCCCAGCAAUUGAAAAGUAAUUGCUUGUUUUUCUUUGAUAAUGGAAUUUCUUAAUAAACUAAUAUGGGAGAAAAGAUAAGAAAAGGCUGUCACUAUUUUUGAGUAGGAUUCAAAAACAUGCCAGCAAAUUCAAGUAGUGCAAUUAAAGUUGAUUUGGCACUCUUCCACAACAAACUUGCUUCCCCCUCAAAACAGAAAGGAAAUGUGAUGAGUAAAUGCACUAAAAAAAUGUGGGUUAACAAUUGCUUGACAUGAUAUCAUCUAACCUCCCCGCAAACAAAUCAGGGUGAAUGUGGAAUAAACAGACUGCCUGGGAGAAGCCUAAGAACAUAAUGCUAAUUUUAAUAUGUAGUCGCAGGCCAGCAAGUGUUUCAUAAUAAGAAUUCAGCAACCAGCUUUUAGUUAAUGGCAUUAUUGGGCCCUGUUCAGAAGUCACAGCUUAUGGAUAGCAUAAAUUGGCUCAGUGUUAUAUUUGAACUUAUGUAACCUUAGUUUUAAUUGUAUAUAUAUAAUUUUUUAAAAAAAACUUUGCUCUCUUAAGCUUCCUGAAGGCCCAAUGGACUGUGUGAUGAGAAAUAAGGGGCGGAGCCUUUACAGUGGCCAUACCCAGACUUUGAAAUUCCCUGGCCAGAGAGAGCUGUCUCCCCCUUUUCUUGAUCUUUCCUUGAUGAUCUUCUUAAUGAUUUUGGUGAACUUUUUGCCACUGUUCUUAAGGUUUUUGCUGCUCUGUUUCUUCUAGGUAAUGAUGCUUUAGCGUUUUGUCAUAUCUCGAUUUGUGCUUUUUUAUCUGUCAUAUUUCCUUUUGUCUGCUCCUUUGAACUUUUUGGAAUGGUGGGAUGUAAAUGGCUCAAAUCAAAUAAAGAAAUUAAACCCAAAAAGUAAAACAACAGCAACAACAACAAAUCUAGAGCGAAUUGUGGUUUGCCUUUAAACUAGUGGUUGAAAUGAACUCAGGUCAGUUUCUACUCUAAAAGCAAACUUCAGUAAGAAGUAACUCUUUAAGGUUCAGAUAUAAUGUUCAACCAUGGAACACUAACAAAGGAAAGCACAUGCAAGAUGGAGGGGGGAUAUGUGACUUUAUAGGGUGCUCCCAAUCAAUAAACCAUGGUUUAGUGAUCAGGUAGCCUGGCAUCUUUGCCUGACCACUAAAGAGAGUUAAAGUGUGACGAAAAGAAAAAGAAAUUGGGGGUGCUACUAAACUGUGAUGCCUGUUGUAUACAUCUGUGUAAAAUCAAAAUUAAGAUUUUCUUUUCUUGAUUGUAUUCUUUUUAAUUCCUCUUUGCCUGAGCAGGAGCUCCACUUUCUCCUUUCAUUUUGCUUUUCUCAAAAUUCGAUGGCAAGUUUUAGCUAACAUAUUCCAAAGCUGAUGGAAGCCACUCCAUGCCACUGAGGCCGCCUGAGUCUCAAAUGGCAGCAAAGGAUCCAGAAGUACCCCCAAGCUACAUAUUCGCUCAUUCAGGGGAAGUUUAACCUCAUCAAGAGCAGGCAACCCCUAUUCUUCCAGUUUGGGGAGCCACCCACUAGCAGUGCCUCAGCCUUAACUGGACUGAGCUUUGGUUUGUUGGCUCUCAUCCAGUCCAUUACAAAGGCAAGACUGUGGUAUGCUCUAGGAUCCUUUGCAGUGCCAUGUGGGAUGCUGGAUUCAACCAAUUUCAUAUUGUUCCCAGCAUUUUGCACGAGGACUUUGGAUGCAUGCAUUCAUAUCAUGCAUGCUACUUCUCUGGCAUCUGUAAACAUAGUAGCUAGGAUUCCAAUAACUGCAAGCAAAGUUCCACUCUUGGAACGGAGCUUUUCUGCUCUGUCUUUUCUUUGCUUGCAUCUGAAGGUUGGGAAACCAUCUGGAAUGAUGCUUGACGUGGUGGUGAGGGAUUGCAGCUGUGUGAGUGGGAACUGUUGGCAAUUGGAGAUCCCACACCCCUCCCAGCAAUAAUGGAAACUAUAAUUUUUCCCAGGCUCAGCCUUUGGCCCAUCUAGUCCCCAUCUACGCAAAGGAUGAAAAACUUGUGGCCUUCCAGAUUUUGUUGGACUCCAGUUCCCAUCAUCCCUCAGUAUUGGCCAUGCUGGCUGGGGCUGAUGGGAGUUAAAGUCCAACAACAUCUAGAGGACCUCAUGUUCCCCUUCCCUGGUUUACACUGACUAACAGUCCUUUCUAGAGUUUGAAACUGGAGUCUUACCUGGCAAUAUGUGUAGAUGCCAGGAAUUGGACUGAGAUGUUUUGCAUGGUAAACUCCUGCUAUGCACCUGAAUUGUACAUAGGGCACUGUUGGAUUCAAGCCAGUGUUGACAACUGCUUGGCUGUUGUUAUUUGUGCAAUCAAGACUUGGAGAACCUGUUAAUGGGUCUUACUUGCAACAUUGAUUUGUUGACUGGUAAUGGGACCUAGGGCUUGCUGAUCAGAAGGUUGGUGGUUUGAAUCCCCGCAACGGGGUGAGCUCCCAUUGCUCUGUCCCAGCUCCUGCCAACCUAGCAGUUUGAAAGCAUGUCGAAGUGCAAGUAGAUAAAUAGGUACCACUGCAGCGGGAAGGUAAACGGCGUUUCCGUGUGCUGCUCUGGCUCGCCAGAAGCAGCUUUGUCAUGCUUGCCACAUGACCUGGAAGCUGUACACUGGCUCCCUCAGCCAAUAACACGAGAUGAGCGCCGCAACCCCGGAGUCGGUCACGACUGGACCUAAUGGUCAGGGGUCCCUUUACCUUUUUAAUGGGACCAUUGUCCUGCAAAUGUUGGCAGGUUGGCACACUGAGAAUAACAGGGUUUGCCACAGCAUCGGAUUUUUUUUAAAAAAAAUUAUUUAAAAGAAGAGUGCUAAUAGAAAACUGUUGCGAACCAUGUUGAAGGUGGGAUGCAAAGUGCAAAACAGAUGUGAUUUUUUAAAAUAGGAGCUUAAAAUAAAACAAAGGCAAUUAUUAAUUGCGACUAUUAACAUUCAUUUACUAAAAUAUUUUUCCUCAGCAAAUAAAACCAGUAUGUUUUGAGACUUUCAAAAGUUCUCUUCAAGUGUGGUCCUGCUUCACUGACCUCAUUAAAACCAGUUAGAAUAGCAUCUAAAUCAGGCAUCCCCAAACUGCGGCCCUCCAGAUGUUUUGGCCUACAACUCCCAUGAUCCCUAGCUAACAGGACCAGUGGUCAGGGAUGAUGGGAAUUGUAGUCCAAAACAUCUGGAGGGCCGAAGUUUGGGGAUGCCUGAUCUAAAUAAUAAGGACAGCAAAUGGAUUACAUUGGGAAAUUAUUCUCUCUUUUGCUUGGUUAAAGAUAUGUUAGAGCUUUGAAGAAAUCUGAACUAUCGUAAGUGGAUGUGUUAGAAGCUUCCUAAAAUUUACAAGCUGUAUGGCAUCAAAUUAAAUUACUCCUGUACAUGUGCCUGUGUCUGAAGGUUUGAUGAAUUAAUUAAAAUAUCACGUUUUGGC
Molecule: messenger RNA, 9191 nt
Organism: Zootoca vivipara (common lizard)
Lineage: Eukaryota; Metazoa; Chordata; Lepidosauria; Squamata; Lacertidae
Gene: ABCD2
Product: ATP binding cassette subfamily D member 2
Biological process (GO): long-chain fatty acid import into peroxisome; peroxisome organization; fatty acid beta-oxidation
Cellular component (GO): peroxisomal membrane
Molecular function (GO): long-chain fatty acid transmembrane transporter activity; ATP hydrolysis activity; ABC-type transporter activity
Source: RefSeq, a predicted model, not a curated record